This is a messenger RNA of Dictyostelium purpureum, 1311 nucleotides long. RefSeq lists its product as uncharacterized. Bases 1 to 1311 code for a protein of 436 amino acids. The record is from RefSeq and is a predicted model, not a curated record. NCBI's taxonomy places the organism in Eukaryota, Evosea, Eumycetozoa, Dictyosteliales, Dictyosteliaceae. The transcript is spliced from 2 exons.
AUGGACAGCUCCUAUAUUUAUACUGAAAAUGAAGACAAAAAAUCUGUUGAACCAUUAUCUUUUAUUUUGGGUUCUAGUUUCCCAGGAUUUGUUCACCGUAUUAUUAAAUCCCAAACCAACUAUUAUGAAAAAGGAAGCAAAGAUAAUCGUUAUUCAAAUUUCUAUUAUCCACUACACAAGAUUAGUACGGAUGAUCCCAAAGGUUGUGGCUAUGAACUCCCGCCAAUUAAAAGUGAUGUCAUUUAUGUAUAUAAUAACUAUAAUUACACCUCUAGUACAUCAUGUACCAGUCUAAGUGAUACUUCAAUUUUUCAAUAUGGCAAAAAAUCUACUUUUAGAAACGCCAUUAUGAAUGGUUCUGAAAAUAGUGAUGAUAAUAUAAACUUUAAUAAUUUUAAUAAUUUUAAUAAUUACGGCUAUAAUCACUACCCCAUUCAAGGUGCAACAUCAGUUCCAACAUCAAUGAUAUCAGCACCAGUUGCCACACCAAUGGUAUCACCAGCACCAAUGGCAACAUCUGGAAUAAUGGCAUCACUAGUAACAUCUGCACCAAUGAUACCAUCACCAGGCCCUAUGGUUUUACCUGCCCCAAUCGUAACUUAUUCACCAAUGGUACCACCACCAAUGGUAUCAUCUGCACCAAUGGUAUCACCAGGCCCAAUCGUAACAUAUUCACCAAUGGUAUCAUCUGCACCAAUGGAAACAUCCGCACUAAUUCUCGCCUCAACACCGUUUACAACUCCUCCAUCAAUGGUAUCACCAGCACCAAGAGUAACAUAUGCACCAAUGGCGACAUAUACACCAAUGGAAAGUUCCACACCGAUGGUAGCUUCAACACCGUUUACAGCUCCCCCAUCAAUGGUAACAUCAUUAACUCUUCCAAUGAUUCCCCCAGCUUACCCAGCUAUUUAUAAACAUUUUUUUGAUUGUGCACCAACAACUAGCCAGGCCGGGGUGACUAUUUUGUUGAAUUGCGAUGAUGAGUGUUCCCCAGUUAAAAAAUGUUCCCGUAAAAGAUCAAAGGAUUUUGCUUUUUCACAAUUCCAUCAAUAUGAUUUCAUAGAAGUGAUUAAUGACGGGAAUCAUGGCUCCAUUCACAAAACCAAGGCAAAAAAGCAUCCAAAGAUAGAAAUUCACAGAGAACCAGGUUGCUCUUCAUGUCUAAGUCGGUUUUCUGUUGCUUGGAGAAAGAGUAAAAAAAUCAAAUGUAAGAUUACAUCCAAGCCCCUUUAUCUUUGCAAUGCUUGUGGCAUAGCUGAAUUUGUCAAAAUUAAAUCAGAAAAUGAAGCAGCAUCAAAAUCAAAAUUAUAA